Messenger RNA from Musca domestica (house fly), 1024 nucleotides. Its product is annotated as ATP synthase mitochondrial F1 complex assembly factor 2. The transcript has 3 exons. NCBI's taxonomy places the organism in Eukaryota, Metazoa, Arthropoda, Insecta, Diptera, Muscidae. Gene Ontology annotation, biological process: mitochondrial proton-transporting ATP synthase complex assembly. Bases 99 to 923 code for a protein of 274 amino acids. Gene Ontology annotation, cellular component: mitochondrion. The record is from RefSeq and is a predicted model, not a curated record.
UUGAAUAGUUCAAUUGAACUAAUCCGUUCCGAAACGGAAAACAAUUUGUGAACACCAGUAAGACCAAUAGGAAGGAAGAGUGGAAAAAGUUGAAUGAAAUGAUGAACAAUUUAUGUAAGCUGAUACCGCGUACAUUGGUAAAUGUUGCAAGGCAGAGUCAAAAUACCAUAAAACGUUGUUAUGCGGCUCCAAUCAAACGAUUCUACAAACAAACAUCGGUCCUCUACAAUGAUGGCAAAUACGAGGUAACAUUGGAUCAGCGCAAAUUGAAAACACCCAAAGGAACUUUGUUUACGGUGAAAAGUGAACCCUUAGCCAUUGCUGUUGCCACAGAAUUCAAUAACCAAAAGGAACACAUAGAAAGGACCAAAAUGCAUUUGUCUGCCCUUUGUUUUACAGCCAUUGACAAUCCAAAUAAUCACACAAAAAUUGAUAUGGUUAAUUACUUGCUAAAUUAUAUCCCAACGGAUACCAUUCUAUUCCAAUAUGACGACGAGAAGGAUUUGCAUGAUUUGCAGCGAAAUGAAUGGGAUCCAUUGAUUGAAUGGUUCAAUGAACGAUAUGGCACUCAACUUAAGAAAACUAUGGACAUAACCCCGCCAACAGUUUCGUCUGAAGACAAGAUGAAGAUUUCCAAAUAUUUAUUAUCACACAGUGAAGAUGUUUUAUAUGGUUUCGUUUUUGCUGUUGAUACAUUGAAAUCGAUUAUUUUGGCUUUUGCCGCCAUUGAUCAACGCAUUGCUGUCGACAAAGCUGUUACCUUGGCUCGUUUGGAGGAGGAAUAUCAGCUUAAGUUUUGGGGUCGUGUAGAAUGGGCCCAUGAUUUAAGCCAGCAAGAAUUACAAGCACGUCUGGCGGCAUCCGUUUUAUUUGCGCAUCUCAAUCGUUCGGAAUAUUUUAAGAAAGAGAAAACACUAAUCUAAUAUUAAAUUCAAUCUAAUUGUUAAUGUGAUUUCAAUGAAAUUCUUGUUUCAUUAUUUGUAAAGAUAUUUUGUUAUAAAGAUCAGUUGUGACAUAUAGAUUA